GGCUGCGGCGGGCGCCGGCCUCAGUCCGGUGUGGGCCCAGUGCCGUGAGGAGCUGCCCCCGGACCCUCCGGACCGGGGACCGGGGCCGCCCUGCCUCCGUUUCUCCCCGUCCGUCCCUCCCAGGGCCCGUGUCGUCCUCGAGGCGCCAUGGCGGAUCCCGCCCCGAACGGCCCUCAGGCGGCCGCCGGCGCGGUGCAAUUUAUGAUGACCAAUAAGUUGGACACCGCAAUGUGGAUUUCUCGCCUGUUCACAGUUUAUUGUUCUGCUUUAUUUGUGCUUCCUCUUCUUGGGUUGCACGAAGCGGCCAGCUUCUACCAGCGCGCCUUGUUGGCCAACGCUCUGACCAGUGCCCUCCGCCUGCACCAGAGGCUGCCGCACUUCCAACUGAGCAGGGCUUUCUUGGCCCAGGCUCUGUUAGAGGACAGCUGCCACUACCUUUUGUACUCGCUCAUCUUUGUCAACUCCUACCCUGUCACAAUGAGUAUCUUCCCAGUCCUGCUGUUCUCGCUGCUUCAUGCUGCUACCUACACGAAGAAGGUCUUGGACGCCAAAGGGUCAGAUAGCUUGCCUCUUCUGAGAUCCCUUUUGGAGAAGUUAAAUGCUAACCAGCAGAACAUUCUGAAAUUCAUUGCCUGCAAUGAAAUUUUCUUGAUGCCGGCUACAGUUUUUAUGCUUCUCAGUGGUCAAGGAAGCCUCCUCCAGCCUUUUAUAUACUACAGGUUUCUCACUCUGCGUUACUCUUCCCGAAGAAAUCCAUAUUGCCGGACUCUGUUUAACGAGCUGAGGAUCGUGGUGGAGCACCUCAUCAUGAAGCCCUCGUGUCCCCUGGUGCUGAGAAGACUUUGUCUGCACAGCAUCGCCUUCAUCAGCAGACUGGCGCCCACGGUAGCGUAGGGCCGGGCGCGGGCAGCCCGGCGGGCACGGUCCCGGCGGCCGACUCUCCUGCUCCGGGCUGCCGCUUCCCUUCCCGUCCCUCCCCACCCCGGGGGUCACGCUGGUCUCAGAACAGGUUGUGUAAACGGAGCCCUCCCCCACCCUGCUCCCUGUUUCUCUGUGAAAAAAGACUCCGUUUUGUCACGUC
Molecule: messenger RNA, 1081 nt
Organism: Tachyglossus aculeatus (Australian echidna)
Lineage: Eukaryota; Metazoa; Chordata; Mammalia; Monotremata; Tachyglossidae
Gene: TMEM33
Product: transmembrane protein 33
Exons: 7
Coding region: 148-894 (248 amino acids)
Biological process (GO): endoplasmic reticulum tubular network organization; membrane organization
Cellular component (GO): endoplasmic reticulum; membrane
Source: RefSeq, a predicted model, not a curated record